AUGGGCAACCAUAUCUCCUACGAAACGCGCACAUGUGAAGCCGACCUCGGCGCCCAGGGAAGGAUCAAGGGUCUUCAAUUCGACCACAAGUCCCGGCGCUACGCAGGUGUCCCAUAUGCGUUGCCGCCUGUAGGCGGGCGUCGUUGGCGCAAGCCUUGCGCCUUGCCAUCGGGAUAUGCGUACGGUGACACUGAGCAUCGGCCCUACGAUGCGACCUCAUUCGCACCUCCAUGCUGGCAGAAGACUUUUAGCUCCGCUGCCGAGCAGUCAGAUGCGGUGGCGGCGUACAGCGAGGAUUGUCUGCGUCUCAACAUCUGGACGCCCGUGCCUGAAGAGGGUGGCGAGGGCCAGAAAUGGCCGGUAUACGUUUGGCUUCACGGUGGUUGGUUUCAGAUGGGCGACCCAUCGCAGGAUUCCGGAAUGGAUCCGACAGAGUUGAUCUCAACCGCAGGGCUCAACGCUGUCGUGGUGGUUGUUGGAUAUAGGCUCAAUGUGUUUGGAUUCCUGGCAUGCGAAGCGCUCCGGGAGGAGUCCAAAGGAGAAGCCGCCGGCAACUAUGGUCUUUGGGACCAGAGAUUGGCAUUGGAAUGGAUCCAUGACAACAUAGCAGCCUUUGGGGGAGACACCGGCAAUGUUACGUUGGCAGGGCGCAGUGCCGGAGCCUACAGUGUGCAUGCGCAGGUACUGCACAGUUUGCGAACUGGCUCGAAUGGCGGGAGGGAACUGUUUCAUCGUUUCUUCAUGUGUUCGAACGCAAUACCGUCUCAGCCUAAGAAACCAAGUGAAACAAAGGACCAAUUCGCCGAACUGUGCGAGGAAUUGAAGAUUUCUGAGAACCUUUCCGACCAGGAGAAGCUAUCUCGACUGCGAGACAUCCCACCGGACCAACUCGUGCGUGUCCUUGGUAGCAUGGUCAACCACACAUUCCGACCAGUAACCGACGAUCUCUUCAUCCACGACGGCAUCGUUGAGUAUCAGUUGAGUGGUUCGUUUGCCGCCGAUUUUCUCCAGCAUGGCUACCGCCUGCUGAUCGGUGAAGUGUUGAACGAGGAAACAUUGUACGCAACCUAUAAUGGUCCAGCGGCACCUUCUAUGGACGCACUCCAGGCACAGGUCCACAACUACUAUUCCCGGAGCGUGACAGACAGGAUCCUCAAACAUUACAAGAUGCCCGAAUCGAGCCAACUGGCAGACUGGUCAACACUGUUCGGCAACAUCAUUGCCGACGGCCAAGUUCGCGCACCAUCGCGACUCCUCGUCGACUCCCUGCUCUCCCAUGGCGUACCUAUCGAGCGCGUCUGGCGAUAUCAGAUCGGAUAUCGUCUCUCGUUUAUUGACGAGAAGCAGGCUCCGCGGAGUUUCGGUGUGGCACAUGCCAUGGACAAGCCGUUUUGGAACUUCUCCAUCACGCAUGGCCCGUCGGAAGACGAGCUUCGACUCAUGAAAAAUUGGAUAGAUGAUCUAGUCUGCUUCGUUCAGAACAACGCGGAUCGUGGUUUCGGCACGCACAGAGGAAAUGAUAUGAAAGUCAUCACGUCAGAAGGGCAAAUUGAGGUUUGGGAGGAUAAAGAGUAUAGCAGACUACUAGCUUUAGGUCGUCAGUUCGCUGGCGCGUAG
This is a messenger RNA of Cyphellophora europaea CBS 101466, 1617 nucleotides long. RefSeq lists its product as uncharacterized. Bases 1 to 1617 code for a protein of 538 amino acids. The transcript has a single exon. The record is from RefSeq and is a predicted model, not a curated record. Lineage: Eukaryota; Fungi; Ascomycota; Eurotiomycetes; Chaetothyriales; Cyphellophoraceae.